Molecule: messenger RNA, 1489 nt
Organism: Leptomonas pyrrhocoris
Lineage: Eukaryota; Euglenozoa; Kinetoplastea; Trypanosomatida; Trypanosomatidae
Exons: 1
Coding region: 284-1489 (401 amino acids)
Source: RefSeq, a predicted model, not a curated record
AGCUCUCGUUGCUAAAUCUUAAGGUCUCUUGCGUUGCACGUAGCCCGAAGCCAACCCCACCUUCCAAAGCUUUCGCAGCCUUUCGUUGAAGUCACAGCGUUACACAAGUCACCUUCUUCCGUCAAACAACCGGCGUUUCACUCACAAUUCACGCCUCGUAAAGCCGAUUAUUUUUGAUUCCCAAAGUGUUUUCUUAGCCUCGCCACCCCCUCUCUUCCUUUUUCAAACAUAAACAUCAGAACACUCACAGAGGUCAGGUCGUGCCUUUUCCGUUCUCGUCACCAUGGUGUCCUUCGCAACACGUGCGGCGUCGCUGCUGCUGACGCUGGCCAUGGCCCUCUGCUGCAUCCCCACUGGCUAUGCCGCGCCGGAGGUAUCGACGUACAACAUGAUCGCCGGCGUGAGCGGGUCCUCCUACUUCUGGUCUGUGGUGAGCGAUAUGAUUCAGCAGCAGCAGAUGCUACAGUCGAUGUUCAAGGCGGCGCUCCAAGACGACCUGCAGACUGCGGCGGGCACGGACGUGACGGUGACGUACAAGGACAUACUUGUCAACGCGUCUGCGAUGUACGUCAAGUACACGGCUGCGGUGGCGGGGCCUUCGCCGACGCAGGCGGAGGUAGAGGCGCGCGUGGCCGCGGACGCGACGUUUCCGAAGCUGACGGAAAUCCUCACUCAGGUGAAGGAGCAGGUGUCUGAAAUCGCCGACCUAGUCCCGACGAACCUGUCGGUGACGUUCCCGCUGCCGGUGGACCCCAACGCGGACUCGUCGUCGUCUGGCUACGAGGUCGUGGACAGCGUGCAGUACGAUGUGCUGGUGCUGUUCUCCGGCCCGCCGCCUGCGUGGACGACGGCGCUGGAGGCCAACCGCCACAGGGUGUCGGCCGACGUUGCCGCGGCCGUGCAGGCGCUGAUGGACUCGAGCAAGCUGCGGAACGACGUGGAGGUGCGCGGCAUGCAUGUGCUGGCCGAGGACGCGAGCACGAAGUCGAUGGGCAGCGGUGCUGGCGGCCUCCUCGUGCGUCUGAACGUUGUGUCCUCUGCGACGACGGCGAUGACGAGCCGCCACCUGUCGACGACGGAGUACGCGAGUGUGUUGCUGCUCCUGGACACGACAACGCUGUCGGCGACGUUCAGGGCGUUGUCGGGCUCGACUGCGACUGUUGUGGUGGAGGAGACGACAAGCGUCGCUGCCACGGGCGUGAGCGACGAGUGCGAUGCCUCCUGCAAGGGCAUGAUUGUGAUGACGGCGGUGGUGGUGGCUCUCGUGGCGAUUGUUGUCGUUCUCACUCUCAUUGCCAUCUGCUGCCCAUGCUGCUGCGUGCGCUCGCCUCGUGAGGACUACGUGGUUAACGGGAAGCAGAAGUACGCAGUUCAGACAAGCGCGGCGGAAGCCAUCAAUGUCUACGGCGAUGAAAAUAUCGCAGAGUCGCACGCGCCGACGACGGUCGCGCCUGUUCGCACGAGCAGCAACGAGCCCACUAUAGAGUGA